Phytomonas sp. Hart1 is the source of this 2682-nucleotide messenger RNA. Lineage: Eukaryota; Euglenozoa; Kinetoplastea; Trypanosomatida; Trypanosomatidae. The record is from the annotation of a GenBank genome assembly.
AUGAUACGUCAAAAAUUUCAUAGAGCCACCGCUAACGGCUACGAUGUUGAUGACCGCCUGGAACGCACACAGGAGGAGAACGCUCGUCUUCGGAAAGAGCUAAAGGAGACAAGGGAGAAGCUCACGCGCGUCCAGACGCAAUUCCAGCGCCUCGUCGCCGACUGGAAGCGGUCGAUACGGGAUCCGACCAGGGCGCGUUCGCUCGCCGCGGGCCGCGUGGUGCGGUCCAUCACCCCGAACGCGAACCGGAAGGCCCCGUCGUCCCCCCCUGAGGCCUCGCCGACGACGCCCUUGCCCUGCCUCACGCGCCCGCUCACGACGGAGGGGCGGAAUCCCCCCCAACCGCCCUCCUCCCCAGCCCAGCCCCCCAUGGCGGACUUACGGGCCUGUCAGGCGUCGUUGGUCCAGGCUACUCAGGAGAUCGCCCGGCUGCGCAGGCGUGCGGAGAGCGCGGCCCCCCCUCCCACCUCAGCAGAGGCCAACGCCGCGCUUCCCCCGCAGGAGAUCCUCAGCCUUCAGCAGCAGCUCCGCCAGGCCCAGGCCGCGAUCGCGAGCCUCGAGCACGCCCACCCCCAUGAGCUCGCCAAACUCACCCGCGACCAUCAGACCCGCGAGGAGGCCCACCAGCACUCCGAGCGGCUGCUCCGCCAGGCCUUGGAUCAGGUCCAUCAGGAAAAGGACGCGCUGGCGGCCCGGCUGAAGUUGAUGACGGCGGCUCCGGAAAAGGCCCCCCACGCGAUCGACCCGGUCAGCCUUGUCCAAUUGCAGGCCGAGGUGCGGGAGAAGUCCAACCAAAUCACCCUCCUCAACAGCCGCCUGCAGUCCACCCAAGGACAGGUCGAUACGCUCGGCGCGGAGUGCACGCGGCUGGUGGAGCAGCUCAAGCAGCUCCACACCAACCUCGCGGACAGCAAAAAAGAGGUGAUGCAGGUCGGCUAUGAGAAGUACGAGCUUCAGACAAAAUGUGCCCGUCUGGAGGAGGUGGAGCUCGCCUUAGCCCGGCGCACCGAGGAGGUUCUUCAACUCGAACAGGAGCUCCUGAAGCUGACCGACUCCCUGCGCAAUUUCAACGCCGAGACGGAGCACGCGGUGCGGCGGGAGAUGAACGCGCGGGUGGUCGAACUCGAGGCGAUGCGCGACCAGGCGGAUGCCGCGCGCCGUGAGAAGGAGCGCGCCCUGCUGACCUGCCAGCAUGAUUUAGCGGACGCAAAUCGCCUCAUGGCCGGCCUUCAGGAGGACGUCGCGAUGUAUCGUAAACAACUUGAUACGAUGCAAGCGGAGCCGGAGCGGCGUUCCUCGCCGGCCGACCUCGCCCGGCAGGCGGGGAAGGAUCUCGAAGAGGACGAAAUCCACCGCGCGUUGGCCAUCGCGGCGAUUCAAAAGCGCCGGGGCGAUCGGCAAAUUCGAAAGCCCCCCGCUGGCGAAGCCGACGCCACGGCGGCCGAGACGUUGGCGCUCUACGACGCUCUUAAUUGGGAUGAAACGUGGGAGCAGGGGCAGCUGCGGGAGGCCCUGGCGACUGCCGCGCUCGACCUGGAGCUGUCCGAAACCCGCUGCCAUCAAAUGGCCGAGCAGGCCGAACGACAUCGCGCGCAGCUCGAGCGCCUUUCCGCCGAGCAGGAGGCCCUGCUGGAGGAGAAUAUCGAACUCCGACGACGCGUCUCGCACGUUCAGACUGUCUUUGCCAAACAGCAGCUCCAGGCCUACCGCACCGCCGUCACGAGGCCGGAAAAUGGGGCAGUCGACGAGGCGGGUGGUUUAAUUCAAUUCUGCAUUCGCGGCUUUGAGGCUGAGGAGGGUUUGGCCCGGGCGCUUGGGAUUCAAACAAUGAAAGAGCCCUUCUCCGUAUUUUUCUCCCUGGACGGCCUAGCGGAGUACGACACCAUGCUCUCCCCAACCUUGCACUCCUUGGAGGAGCCGAUGGAGGUGCGGUUUGUGUACAAAGGACUCGGGAAGGACAAAGUCACCCUCGCGCAAAUCCAGCACACGGUCUUUACCCUACAACUACAUCAAACAACGGAGGUUGGGAGCCGCGUGGUGGGGGUGCAUGAGAUCCCGGGGAUCGCCCUCCUCACCGCGCGCGAGUUAUCUGUGGAGGAGCGAUUUUACCUUAUUGACGGGACCGGAGAGAAGAUCGGGUGGGUUCUGAUGGAGAUGUGCUGUUCGCAGUUGAUGCUGCCGGUGCUUUUGGGCCAACCGCUUGCGAACGGCGCGCUGCUCUCCGCGGGGGAGAUGCGGGCGGCGUUGAUGGCCCUUCGCCCGCUACUUUUUCUUCGCGUGAACGUCUUUCGCGCGCAGGGACUGGCGUCCGCGGAUGGGGCGCAGGUCCCGCAGCCCUACGUCUUCUACACCGCGCACUCCCCGAAGGGGGGGAUCAGUUUUGUGCGGGAUACCGUGGUGCGGACCGCCGGAAAUGCCUUCACGACGGAUCCCGUCUUCGAUGUCAUGCCGGUUGAUCACCGUGUGGUGGUUGAUCGGGAGCUUGUUUAUUUUGUCGCCCAUGGGUCGAUCGUGUUUGUGGUCUUUGACGAACGCGCUAAUGAUGUUCGUGAAAAUCUUGGUGUGGUGGAGGUUUCCCUACACCCGUUGUUGUCCUCCCCAACUGCGUUUAUCCGUGAGACGGCCACUUUGCACCCGAAGGGAACGCUUAGCUUUGGGAUUUCGUGGAUUACAGGCCCGUAG